Messenger RNA from Actinia tenebrosa (Australian red waratah sea anemone), 1405 nucleotides. RefSeq lists its product as uncharacterized. Gene Ontology annotation, molecular function: G protein-coupled peptide receptor activity; protein binding. Gene Ontology annotation, biological process: activation of adenylate cyclase activity; hormone-mediated signaling pathway; adenylate cyclase-activating G protein-coupled receptor signaling pathway. The record is from RefSeq and is a predicted model, not a curated record. Gene Ontology annotation, cellular component: plasma membrane. NCBI's taxonomy places the organism in Eukaryota, Metazoa, Cnidaria, Anthozoa, Actiniaria, Actiniidae.
UGCCAUAACAGCAGAUAGGAUGAACACAAUUCUCUUUAACUUCUCAGCCAGACGCAUCAGUUUUAAACUGGCUCAUGUUCUCUGUCUGUUUAUCUGGGUCAUUGGAUUCAUCAUGUCUUUCACUCCCCUUCUUGUUCCAAGCUACUUCAACGACAAGAUAUCGGGCUUCAAUUUUUACGGCUGUUCCACUGUCUGUCUGUCGCUACAGUUGUCCACCGAUCGCCCUGCUGGUUGGGAGUACUCAGUUGCUGUUUUCAUUGGYUUCAAUGGCGCAGUUUUUUUCUUCAUUCUUGUUGGAUACAUCGCGAUAUUCGUCAAAGUUCGCAAGUCUGGUCGAAAAGUGCGUAAAUCAUCAAAUAACGCGGAAUCCUCAUUGGGGAAGCGGGUGUUCUUUGUGAUUCUGACCGAUUUCUGUUGUUGGAUGCCAAUCAUGGUUCUUGGCGUGCUGUCUUUGAUGGGUAAAUUCAAUGACCCUUCUGUGUAUAUCUGUGUGGGAGUAUUCGUACUUCCCGUCAACUCAGCCAUCAAUCCRGUACUGUACACCUUCUCUUCCUCGCAAACGAUCAACAACAUUAGGUCACUCAGACGAAAGUGGUUGAAAGAUAAAGGGGUUAUUCGCUUGGAAGGAAAAUAUUUGUUCAGGAAAAGAAAGUCCGAUCAAAGCAGUUCAGCAGUAACGACUGCAUCAACUCCUCUAAGAACGAACGACGAAGCUGCUGGACUACAAAGUGAAGCCAAGAUAUAUGAACCAGACAAAGGCCCAUCAUCUGCUGAACGACAAAUGCUAGUAAUAGCCGAGCGUCAGUUACUGGUGAAGGUUGAUGACGAAGAAAAGAAGAGUAUCAUGAGGCUGUUGCUCAUGACGAGGUCACAGCCAUAGAUUAAGACAUUGCUUGUCAGCUUGCCUAACAAUUGUAGUUUAAUAAGAAGUAAAAAUGCUUUGUAUGUUGACAGAGUAUCAUGAGGCUGUUGCUCACGAGGUCACAGCCAUAGAUUAAGCCAUUACUUGUCAGCUUGCCUAACAAUUGUAGUUUAAUAAGAAGUUGGUAAACGUGCUCUGUACGUUGCCAGAGUAUCAUGAGGCUGUUACUUACGACGAGGUCACAGCCACAGAUUAAGCCAUUACUUGUCAGUUUGCCUAACAAUUGUAGUUUAAUAAGAAGUUGGUAAACGUGCUCUGUACGUUGCCAGAGUAUCACGAGGCUCUUGCUCAUGACGAGGUCACAGCCAUAGAUUAAGACAUCACUUKUCAGCUUGCCUAACAAUUGUAGUUUGAUAAGAAGUGGUUAAAGAUGCUCUAUACAUUGCUAGAGUAUCAUGAGGCUAUUGCUCAUGACGAGGUAACAGCCCUAGAUUAAGACAUUACUUGUUACCUUGCCUAACAAUUAUUAAAAAAAAAAAAAAA